This is a messenger RNA of Uranotaenia lowii, 813 nucleotides long. RefSeq lists its product as uncharacterized. The record is from RefSeq and is a predicted model, not a curated record. NCBI's taxonomy places the organism in Eukaryota, Metazoa, Arthropoda, Insecta, Diptera, Culicidae. The coding region runs from base 1 to 813 and encodes 270 amino acids. The transcript has 2 exons.
AUGUGCGGGAUCCAGCCCGAUGAGAACCUUGCGAGGUUGCAGAGAAGUCUCAUAGGAAAUGCUCGUGAAAAGGUACUUAGCAUUCUUACAGUACCAUCUGCGGUUCCCGAAAUAAUGGCCACUCUUCGUGCGGAAUGUGGAAGACCGGAUCAGCUGAUUAACAGCCUUAUAAGCAGAAUCCGGAAUACAAGUCCUCCCAGCAUCAAUAAGUUCGAUUCCCUAGUGACGUUUGGACGUGAGGUAAGAAACCUCAUUACUUACAUCGAAGCGGCUAACCUGGAAUCACACCUCAACAACCCGUCGCUUGUUACCGAACUUGCUGCGAAAUUGCCAUCGGACCUUCUCCUGCAGUGGGGAAUGCAUAUUCAAUUGACCCAGCAAGCAACACUCAAAGAAUUCUGCAACUUCGUUUCCGCUAUUAGAGCCGCGGCGUGUAAUGUGUCGGUCCCCUCAAAGCAAUCUGUUGAUGGGAGUAUCAAAAAGGACAAGCGCAAGGACAAAGGCACCUUUGUGAACGUGCACCAAGAAGCUGAUCGAGUAUGCGAGAAAGUUUCCACCAAGUCUAAUACCAACAAUACGGUUGCCAAGCCGUGUCUCGGAUGUAGUAGCAGGGCACACAAGAUCCGGGAUUGCCAAAAGUUUCGUAGUCUUACAGUGAUGGAACGAUUGAAGCUGGUAGAAGAAAAGGGGAUGUGUCGUCGGUGUCUGGCGCCCCAUGGCAAAUGGCCCUGUCGCACUAAACAACCCUGUGGCCUUGAAGGUUGCUCAGAAGCGCAUCACAAACUCCUACACCUUACCAAGGGUGUCCAGUAG